This is a messenger RNA of Drosophila kikkawai, 4642 nucleotides long. The record is from RefSeq and is a predicted model, not a curated record. Lineage: Eukaryota; Metazoa; Arthropoda; Insecta; Diptera; Drosophilidae.
CGCGAAGCGGUCGCGUUGACAUCGGUAGCUGCUCUCCAAUAAUUCUCCAAUAAUAUUCCAACGCAAUCGCCCAUGCUAAUUGCCGCGCUGUGAUACAGACUCAGUGGGGAUCCGAUGAACGGAUCCAUCAGCACUACCAAUCAAUCCAAAGCUCCCAAGUUCUACUAGUGUCAGUGUCAGUGUCAGUGCAAUCAAUCCCAUCCAUCCACUUCCCACUUGGUAUGUGGAACCUGGGGCUGCGAUCGCCGUAACAGCAGCAACAACUGAGGCGACCAAAACACGCGCUACAGGUGUGCACAGACACUCUCUACCCUGGCAACCAGCGCCUGCUCCCCCGAUCGCUCCGAUAAGAAGAUAAUUAAACUGUAAUACAUUUCCCUGAUGGGCAAUUUUGCUACUGCUGCUGCCUGUGCCUUUUGCCGGUGUUAAUUAAGCCUUCACACACUUAAGUGUGCCACUUGAGAUGUACACAGUCGCAUAGGCCGCCUUAUCGCCAGCCGGAUUCGGCCAACGGUGUAGACAAAAGUAAAGAGUGAUCUCACAGAUAACGCCGCCGCGGAAUCGGAAUCAGAUUCGGUAUCGGUAUCAGAGGCAGCGGCAGUUUUCCCAGUCCAAGUCGCCGUCUGCCGGCAGCAGCAGCAUAUUCAUAAAUAAUCUUUGGCCGCGGCCACAUCGGUGCAGAUCGGCGGAUCAACUCCACUCCCAAGUAGUGGCCAUUCAAAAGGAAGUCGGUCUUGUGACUUCGUCGCGUUGCAGAUAAUUGAAUUUAAUGCACAAAUGAGACCAAGGAAUUUGCUUUCAUAAAGCCAUACGAAUCACAUGCACCAGUGACGAAUGCAAUCCCUCAGCUUGCAUUGUGUGCCAUAGCCGCUGACGCGCGAUCGAGAUCGAGACCGAGCUCCAGAUAUUUCACUUCCGAGUCGCCGCUUAGCACUGCCGUCCGAAGAUGAAGGUGACCAGGAAUGGAGGGCAGACCCUGCUCAUUGCACCAUCGCCGCAAGCGCGGCUUACGCCCCUGCGCACCUACUCCAAUGCCUCGUCCUUGGGCCAUCAUCAUGACAGGACUCCUGGGAGUCCUCUGCCGGAGGGAGAUGACGAAGAAGGAGGUCUCGGCUAUACCCACACGCUGAUGUAUGGUCGUUAUACCAAAGAUCUAGGAGAAUUUGCCAAGGAUGAAGCCAGAAAGCUCAAAAUACUCGAAAAGCGACGAAAGCAGGAAGAUAAACAAAGGAAUAAGGAACUGCUAGGCAAGCAUUCGACGCGGGCGAAGCGGGUGUCCUCAUGGAUCUGGAAGCACACGAUAGCCCGGCUGGGCGAGGACUGGGUCUUCCUGGCGCUGCUGGGCAUCAUUAUGGCGCUGCUCUCAUUCAUCAUGGACAAGGGCAUAUCCAUCUGUACAAACGCGCGCAUUUGGCUGUAUCGCGACCUGACGUCACAGCCUUUUGUUCAGUACAUCGCGUGGGUCUCGCUCCCAGUCUGCCUCAUAUUAUUCUCGGCCGGCUUUGUCCAUCUCAUCGCACCGCAAAGUAUAGGUUCCGGUAUACCCGAAAUGAAGACCAUACUGCGCGGCGUUCAGUUGAAAGAGUAUCUCACAUUUAAGACAUUAGUGGCCAAGGUGAUUGGUUUAACGGCAACUCUGGGCAGCGGUAUGCCAUUAGGAAAGGAAGGUCCUUUCGUACAUAUAGCAAGUAUUGUAGCACAAUUAUUAAGUAAACUUGUCACAUCAUUCCAAGGCAUAUAUGAGAAUGAGUCGCGAAACUCCGAAAUGCUGGCGGCAGCCUGUGCCGUCGGUGUGGGCGCCUGCUUUGCCGCGCCCGUCGGUGGUGUGCUUUUUAGCAUCGAAGUCACCACCACGUACUUUGCGGUGCGCAACUACUGGCGCGGCUUCUUUGCAGCGGUGUGCGGCGCCACUGUCUUCCGGCUCCUGGCCGUUUGGUUCCAGAACGCCGACACUGUACGGGCCCUGUUCCUCACGAACUUCACCACCGAGUUUCCCUUUGAUCCCCAGGAGCUGUUUGUCUUUGCCUUGAUUGGGCUCGUGUGCGGUCUGGGUGGCGCCUCCUACGUGUGGGUCCAUAGGCGAUAUGUCCUCUUCAUGCGCUCCAACAAGCGCAUGAACAAGUUCCUGCAGAAGAAUCGCUUCCUGUAUCCUGGCUUCCUUGCUCUGCUGGUCUCCAGCAUAUCCUUUCCCUUGGGCACUGGUCAGUUUCUGGCCGGCGAGCUAAGCACCCACGAGCAGGUGACGCAGCUCUUCAGCAAUUUCACAUGGUCGCGCGAUGACCUGACUGUGGAGCAGGCGGCAGUGGUGACCCACUGGAUGACCGGGUACACCAGCGUGUUUGGAAACUUGGUUAUAUACACCCUUUUCACGUUUAUGUUCUCCAUUAUCGCCUCCACGAUACCAGUGCCGUCGGGCAUGUUUAUUCCGGUUUUUAAGAUCGGCGCUGGAUUCGGUCGGUUGGUGGGCGAGUUCAUGGCGGUUACCUUUCCACAUGGCGUCCGGUACGGCGGUCGGUUGUCGCCCAUCAUGCCCGGGGGCUAUGCCGUGGUCGGGGCGGCCGCCUUCUCCGGCUCCGUGACGCACACGGUCUCUGUGGCCGUGAUCAUCUUUGAGAUGACCGGCCAGAUCACACAUGUGGUGCCGGUGAUGAUUGCCGUGCUGGUGGCCAAUGCCGUGGCGGCGCUGCUGCAACCGUCGAUCUACGACAGUAUUAUAUUGAUUAAGAAGCUGCCGUACCUGCCCGAUCUCCUGCCCUCCAGCUCCGGCAUGUACAGCAUAUUCGUGGAGGACUUUAUGGUACGGGACGUGAAGUACAUAUGGCACGGCAUCUCCUACCAGAAGCUCAAAGAAGUCCUCAAAGCGAACAAGACGCUGCGCUCGCUGCCGCUGGUGGACAGUCCGGACAACAUGAUCCUGCUGGGCUCCGUGCAGCGCUACGAGCUGAUCAAGAUGAUCGAGAAGCACAUCGGGCGGGAGAAGCGCAUGGAGGUGGCCCAGAAGUGGCAGAAGGAGGCACAGGAGCGGGCCCUCGAGGAGGAGAAGAAGAAGCAGGAAGUGGAGCUAAAGAUGCGACGUCCUUCACGAUUCGAAGUGCUCCCGGCUCCGGACAUUCUCAGCCUCCGGCAGAUUGCCAACGAUGAGAUGCUGCCGCCCAAAAAGCGAGCGGAGACGAUGCACAGUUCGCUGGCACCCAGGAAGUCCAUCCUGAAGAAGACCAACUCCUUCAACCUGAAGACGUAUACACCGCAGCCGUUGGCCCAUAGUCCCAGCAUCACGCCGUACACCACGAUAACGGGAAACUCUGAGUUCCGCAUCCGCUCGGCCUUUGAGGCCAUCUUCAAGAAGUCCACCACGCUGCAGGACGUCCAGCCGGAUCCGGAGACGGGCUCUCUCUCGCCGGCCGCCAGCCACAACGAGGUGGAGGUCCAGCGCACUCCAAGCACUCCGGGUGUUUCCAAAAAGGUUCAGCUGCAUGCACAAAGUAAUUGGAAUUUUGUUACCGAUCAAAUUAUGCUGCAAGUAAACCCCAUUUCAACGGAACCCACAACAUUGUUUAAUGCAUUCACAAAGCCUGCUGAAAAGGAUAGCACGGAAAUUGCAUUAUCAAAUAGUGGGGAUAAGUCAAGCCCAUCACCAGAUCGGCGGAGCAUUAAGUUUAAAACAAAUAAAGUAGCAGAUGUAAAUAAUUCGCCACAAAUAGUUCCCAGAGAAAGGUGCACGAAAAUUCGAUUUGCCAACGAAGUUGAAGACCAGAGUUCGCCUUCGCAUAAGAAAUGUUUUGCCAAAGAACUGAAUGGUAUGGGUUACUCCAUUGAAGAUAUCGAUGAAGUAGAAAAUCCGGAAACCGAAGGCCAGAGCGUUCAAAAGACGAAGUCAGUGCAGUUGCCCAGGGAACGAGUCAUUGACAUGUCGCCGGAGGACCAGAAGCAGUGGGAGCUCGAGGAGAUGUUAAAGCCCAUCGAUUUGCAAAAAGCCAAUGUGCAUAUCGAUCCCUCUCCCUUCCAGCUGGUGGAACGCACCUCCAUCCUCAAGGUGCACUCGCUGUUCUCCAUGGUGGGAAUCAAUCACGCCUAUGUCACCAAGAUCGGGCGACUUGUAGGCGUGGUGGGCCUCAAGGAGUUGCGCAAGGCCAUCGAGGACAUCAACAGCAAUAACUUCGUGGCCCCCACCCGUGACGAAGAUGCAGAGGAGAAGCCUGCAGUGGAGAAGCCUUUGCUGUCGUCAAACGCCAGCGACAAGGCAGUGGAUAUGACCGUUACCUCGAUGGACUCGGCCCUGUCCAACUCCGAGAACUGUUCGGACAUUGAAAUGGAGCACAUAAAGCACACGGAUAAGGGCGCAGUGACGCUCACCAUGCCGUCACAGGAAGCAUCUAACCAGGGCCCAACAACGGCGGACACAAAAGCCACAGAGAACGGCGGACAUGCUUGAAGCGCAGAUGAGAUCCGCCUGCAGAAUAGUACAUACGUUACGUAUACGUCAUAUGUUUGUAAAGAUCAGCUAGAAGAAAACCUAUCAUAAGUUAUUUCUUACACGAGUUAGUCAUCAAUGUUAUUAUGUAUUUAUAUCUCGCUAGUUCAUAAUGUCAAAGAUAUCGUGAUUUAUAUAUAAGUUGAAAAGAAAAUUAAGUCACCAAACGAA